UUUCUGCGUACCAGGGGGGAUGCUCGGAGGGUUUUGCGCAGACUGCUACUCGACGAUGAAUUCUUGUCAAGAUGAACGUCACCCGUGGAACACCACCAGUCCUGGUCGAAAAUGGCUGGAAGCCCGGUCCGCGAGUUCCUGAGGUGCCUACCCAAAUGCGAACACCACAUCCAUCUUGAAGGUGCUCUGACGCCUGAUGUUCUCUUCAGCCUCGCUGCCAAGAACAACAUCACUCUCCCGCAAGAUGAUGAGGCCUUCAAGUCACCUGCCUCGCUCCUCGAGCGCUAUCAGAGCUUCACGUCGCUCGAUGACUUCCUCCAUUAUUAUUACAUUGGAAUGUCCGCGCUGGUGACAGCUUCCGACUUUGAAGACCUCGCCUGGGACUAUUUCCAGCAUGCCUCUGCAGACGGAGUCGUACAUGCCGAAGUCUUCUUUGACCCGCAAGCGCACACGGCGCGGGGUAUCAAGUACAACACUGUGAUAGAGGGCUUCACUCACGCGUGCAAGCGCGCAGAGAAGGAGCUCGGCAUCACUACGCUCCUCACCUGCUGCUUCCUGCGCCACCUCCCUCCCAAGGACUGCCUGGAGCUCUUCGAGGAUGAGGACGUGCAGAAGAGCUACAAGAGCGGCGUGGUGCAAGCGAUCGGACUGGACAGCAGCGAGAAGCCUUUUCCUCCCGAGAACUUCACAGAGCUUUACCGCAAGGCCAAUGCUCUGGGGCUCAAGCUCACCGCCCACGCUGGUGAGGAAGCCCCAGCCUCGUACAUCUCGAGCGCACUGCGCAACCUCGGCGUCACCCGCAUAGAUCACGGAAUCCAGCUGGUCAACGACCCGGAGCUCAUGCACAAGGUUGCUUCGGAGAAGACCAUGCUCACCGUGUGCCCCUUGAGCAACGUGGUCCUCCGCUGCGUCGACACAAUCAAGGAUGUUCCGAUCCGGAAGCUGCUCGACGCUGGCGUGCAGUUCAGCAUCAACAGCGACGACCCCGCGUACUUUGGCGGCUACAUCCUAGACAACUACGUCGCCGUCCACGAGGCUUUCGCCCUGAGCGUGAAGGAAUGGGAGAGCGUUGUCAGGGCGGGAAUAGAGGGAAGCUGGUGCGGCGCUGCGCGCAAGGAACAGCUUUUGCGACGCCUCAACCGCGUCAUAGCCAACUGGGAAGGCAAGAUAUAAACAAUGAUCUGGUUCUUCGCAUUGACACAAGCAUGACAGUGAGACGCCCCGGCAAGACACACGCCCAAUGAGACAUCGGCCCCGUCGUCGCAUGCCUCGGCAACUCCCUCGUGCAAGCAUGGUCAUCUGUAUGCGCCGCAACACCACAAUCCCGAUCUCGAGACUUCCAACCUCCUCUUACUCGAGGACUCCACAAUUGACACAUCCUAGAUCAAGCCCACUGUCCCGUCCCCCGCCAUGGCCGCAGCAGACGUCCACCGCCCCAACUUCGCUUCCCUCUUCUCCCUGCCCAACAAAGUCGCCGUCGUGGGACAUCGCGGGGGCUGUC
Paraphaeosphaeria sporulosa is the source of this 1501-nucleotide messenger RNA. Its product is annotated as adenosine deaminase. Gene Ontology annotation, molecular function: adenine deaminase activity. Gene Ontology annotation, cellular component: nucleus; cytosol. Bases 112 to 1173 code for a protein of 353 amino acids. Gene Ontology annotation, biological process: hypoxanthine salvage; purine ribonucleoside monophosphate biosynthetic process; adenine catabolic process. Lineage: Eukaryota; Fungi; Ascomycota; Dothideomycetes; Pleosporales; Didymosphaeriaceae. The transcript is spliced from 2 exons. The record is from RefSeq and is a predicted model, not a curated record.